AUCAAAACCUAAAACCUCAGCAACUCGCUUACAAAAUAAGCGGGUUUUGGUGGCGAGAGCUGCUGUCUGUAUUAUUCAACAAUUAGGGACGCGGGCGCCCUUUCGAUUUGGUUAGUGACAGAUAUAUCGACAAUAUCAGACACCGGAUACCACUGCCGAGGAAUUGUUUGAUAUAUUUUGGAAUCAUUAUUUGAGUAGACUGAAAGCAGAAUAAUUAGAAUAUUAUGGCACCAGUCCGUUGGCGGCCAUAGAUCUAGAGCAGAGCGUAUUCUGAGGCCCAUGUCUCUUCUCUGGAAGCCCUAGAACCAGUGUCAUCCUCCUCCUCUUCUGUUGGUGGUGGCUUCCCCUGUAGGACCAUGUCGGCAGCACAGACUCAGAAGGACGGUGAAGGCCCCUGGGGACUGGAUUCCUUGGGCCUGAGCCAGAGAGAGUUGGUAAUGGCUGAAGCUCUACAGAUGGAGUAUGAUGCACUGUCAAGACUUAAACAGGACAAGGGUGGGGACAGCCAGGGGACCAGCUGCCAGGGGGUUGGGAAGCUACCUACGCUACCCCCUAGGGAGGGCCAGAGCCAGAUCGAUCGCCCCCUCCCACCCUGCCCCAGCCCUCUUCCUCCAGGAGGGAGUUUGCUAAGAGGGCUGUCUGGUUCGGACCCAUUCCUCAACCACCUUCAGCCUGGGGGGUCCCACUCCCCACGUCCCUCCCCAGCCAGAGCCACUCCUCCUCUGGGAAGCUACAGCAAAGAGCCCCUCUAUAUCCUGGAGAGUUCAGGGAAGGGGGACUACCUGAACUCCAGCUAUGGGCACUCAGGGUCUAGCUAUGGUUCUCCUCUGACUCUGCUUAAAGGCUUCCCCCCUCCUCCGGAUGACCCUCCUCCUGCUGUACCCCCAAGGACCCCUCUACCCCCCUCCACUGAGCUCUUCCCACCCUCCCGACGCACUGUGGCGCCCCGGGAUGUCAACCUGUUCACCCCUGAGGUAGACCAGCCCAAACUGUCGUCAGGGGAGAUGCACAACUACGAGAGCCUCAACGAUGCCCUCUCCAAGCUCAAUGGGGAUUGGCUGGCGCCAAGGGGUAGGCGGGCCAACGGGGACCAAUCAGGGAAGCCGGUGGCACGGAGUAAGACCCUCCCCCCUCAGGUGCCCCCCCGCACUUACGUACCUAUCCAGAAGAGCAACAAGAACCAGCGCAGAGUGUCGGCCGACCCGGUGUCUCUGGCCCCCAGGCUUAAUGGUUUCGGCUAUGAGCUCUUCCAGGUGUCAGAGGAAAGAGAUGAGGAGGUGGCCGCCUUCUGUCACAUGCUCGACGUGUUGCGGUCGGCGUAUCCAAGCAGCGACCCCUCUAACAACUCUGGGUUUGUGUGGUCGCCUUCAGUGGGGCCUGAAGAGUUGCAACAGGGGUUAGGGGUCAGCGUCAAAGUUACGGUCAUCAGCGACCACAUCAGAGAACCACUCACCUUCACCUGUGAUGGGUCAUCCACAGUGGACUUGUUGAUCUACCAGACGUUGUGUUAUGCUAAUGAGGACCUGGACCACAUCGACGUCGACCACUACCUGCUCAAGGUCUGCGGUCAAGCUGAGUUCCUAGAGAAUUCCCAGACGUUGGCAGAGUUGGAGUAUAUCCAGCUGUGUCUGAAGUUUGACUGGGACAUUCGUCUUUUCCUUACCAAGAGAGGCUCUAUCAACACAGAACUGGGCCGCACGGAGGAUGAUGAUGACACGCCCUCUACGAUGAACCACGGCAUUCUGCUGCAGGAACGACCAAUCAGACAGACCGUUACUAGAGAGGCUUUGACUCUGCUGCUGGAUACCUUUCACAACGAGGCUGAGUCCUUUCUACUAUCAGAGGUGGAGCUUGUGUUGCAUGUGGAACGGUUGGUCCAAUCAGUGAAGGCUCUCUGCAGCUCGCUGGCUGCUGUGGAAACGCCUGACAUCACUUCCGCCCUCAACCAGCUCCCAGCAUGCCCCUGUCGUCUGCAGCCUAGAGUCCAGAAGGAUCCGUCACUGCUGGCCAUCAAAGAGAACAGAGAGAAAGUGGUGGAGAAGCUGACGGCAGCCAUUUUGGAUCUGGUGGAGCUGUACUGUAGCACGUUCAAUGCUAACUUCCACACCACGGUGCAGAGCAACCGGCACACGUCACCCACACAGGAAGCAGGCCUGGUCACCAACGUCCUGUCUUUCAGCGUCUACGCUGCACAUCGCAUCCCCAUCACAUGGGCUGCCAGCUACGAGGGCUUCUUCCUGUCAUGCUCUCUGACCCAUGGAGGGGCGGAACUUUGUGCCCCGCAGCACACCAGCAAACAGCAGGUCAGCAAGUACCUGUUUCACCUGGUGGUCUGGGACCAGAGGGUGUGUUUCCCAGUGCAGAUUAACCAGUUGCCAAGGGAGACCCAGCUGACGGUGACUCUGUAUGCCAGCGCUCUACCACCCCCUGGAGGUGCGGAGGAGAAGGGCAGCAAGCAGCGGAGGAGCAUCGACUCUCUGGGCUGGGUCACCAUGCCCCUCUUCAACUUCAGACACAUCCUGACGUGUGGGAGGAAGCUACUGGGUCUGUGGCCUUCCACCCCAGGAAGUAACACUCGCUCCAGCUCCCCCAACUUCAGCCAGCCUGACAGCGUCAUCCUGCAGGUGGACUUUCCCACGUCGUCGUUUGAGGUGCGCUUCAGCACCCCCCCUCCCGCAGAGUUCAGUCCUCAGUAUGACUUCUCCAGACUCGACCAGCACAGCCAGAGACAACUGCAGGAUGUACUGCACAAGAAAUCACUCUUCUGGUUGACUCCAGAGGACAAGCGUCUGUUGUGGGAGAAACGUUCGUUCUGCCAGUCAGAGAGUGGUGCCCUGCCUCUGGUGCUGGCUAGUGCCCCCCGCUGGGAGUGGGCAUGCCUGUCAGAUAUCUAUGCCCUGCUCCGCCAGUGGGCAUGUCUCAACCACCACGACGCACUGGGCCUUCUGCAUGCCACCUUCCCUGAUCAGGAGCUGAGGCGUACUGCAGUACAGUGGAUGGACACCAUCUCUGACCCUGAGCUGCUGGACUUCCUGCCUCAGCUGGUGCAGGCUCUGAAAUAUGAGUGUUACCUUGACAGCCCGUUGGUGCGUUUCCUGCUACGGAGAGCCAUAGGGGACAUGCGCAUCGCACACUACCUCUUCUGGUUGUUGAAGGACACUCUGCAGGACAGUCAGUUCAGUGGGAGGUACCAGCACCUGUUAGCAGGCCUGCUGUGCUGUGUGGGUCGGGGUCUCAGGGAGGAGUUUGACAGACAGUGCUGGCUGGUCACCAUCCUGGCUAAAGUAGCCCAGCGUGUCCGGGACACCUCUCCCUCCAGCAGACAGGCCAUCCUUCGGGAGGGACUGGAGGAGGUCAGGCAGUUCUUCUCAGUCAGCAGCAGCUGCCGUCUCCCCCUCAACCCUGGCAUGCUGGUCAAAGCCGUCAACAUACAGUCGUGUUCCUACUUCAACUCCAAUGCCGUGCCCCUCAAACUGUCCUUCCAGAACCUGGAUCCUCGAGGAGACAACAUCAACGUCAUCUUCAAGUCAGGUGAUGACCUGCGCCAGGACAUGCUGACCUUGCAGAUCAUCCGCAUCAUGAACAAAAUCUGGAUCCAGGAGGGACUGGACAUGAGGAUGGUCAUCUUCAGAUGCUUCUCUACUGGACGAGGCAGAGGUAUGGUGGAGAUGAUUCCCCAGGCUGAGACUCUGAGGAAGAUCCAGGGGGAACAUGGAGUGACUGGUUCCUUUAAGGACCGCCCCCUGGCUGACUGGCUACAGAAACACAACCCUACAGAGGACGAGUACGAGAAGGCUGUGGAGAACUUCAUUUACUCGUGCGCAGGCUGCUGCGUGGCCACCUACAUCCUGGGUAUCUGUGACCGCCACAACGACAACAUCAUGCUGAAGACCAGCGGUCACAUGUUCCACAUCGACUUCGGCAAGUUCCUGGGACAUGCACAAAUGUUUGGCAACAUCAAACGGGACCGUGCUCCGUUUGUGUUCACCUCUGACAUGGCCUACGUCAUCAACGGGGGAGACAAACCUUCCAGUCGCUUCCAUGACUUUGUGGACCUGUGCUGUGAGGCCUACAAUCUCAUCCGCAAACACGCACACCUCUUCCUCAACCUACUGGGACUGAUGUUGUCGUGUGGCAUCCCUGAGCUGUCCGACCUGGAUGAUCUGAAGUACGUCUACGACGCGCUGAGACCUCACGAGUCUGAGGCUGACGCCACCAUGUACUUCACCAGGUUGAUAGAGUCCAGUCUGGGCAGUGUUGCCACUAAGUUGAACUUCUUCAUCCAUAACUUGGCUCAGAUGAAGUUUGCCUCAUCCGAAGAGCGUCCUGUGCUCUCCUUCGCCCCACGGGUUUACACCCUGAAGACUGACGGACUCAUCCGCAACCUCUUUGUCUGCCGACACAUACGAACCUACAGCCCCAGCAAAGGAUACGCGUUUGUGGUGAAGGUGGAGCGGGAAGGCCAGCAGGGGUCAGUGUUGGUCCAGAGGAGCUUUGAGGAGUUCUAUGAACUACACAGUAAACUACGCCUCAUCUUCCCCUCAUCCAAACUACCCAGUUUCCCCAGCCGCUUUUUGAUUGGGCGGUCUCGAGGAGAGGCGAUGGCUGACAGGAGGAAAGACGAGCUAAACGGAUACGUCUGGCAUCUGGUGCAUGCUGCGCCAGAGGUCGCCCAGUGUGACCUCAUCUACACUUUCUUCCAUCCUCUGCAAAGAGACGAGAAACCUGGAACAGUGGUGAACACACUGCAGAGCAAACCUGCAGAGAUCUGUUGGGGUCCAGUCUCGGGCAAAGUGGUAGGAGAGGUCAAGCUCUCCAUCUCCUAUAAGAGUGACAAGCUCUUCAUCAUGGUCAUGCACAUACGAGGCCUGCAGCCCUUGCAGGAUGGGACAGACCCUGACCCCUACGUCAAGCUGUACCUCCUCCCAGACCCCCAGAAAACCGGCAAGAGGAAGACCAAGGCUGCGAGACGCACCUGCAACCCCACCUACAACGAGAUGCUGGUGUAUGACCGUAUCCCUCGCGGGGACCUGCAGCAGAGGGUGAUCCACCUGCGGGUGCUGGGGGAGGGUGCGUUCUGGGAAAACACCCUGCUGGGCGAGGCCUUCAUCCCCCUGAAGACCCUGACAGCCGGGCAGUGCUGGGCAGACUGGCACCAGCUGGGCACGCCCAGCACCGACUCCACACGCUGAGAAUGAGAGUCGGAGGUGGAGGGUGAGAGGGAGAGAGGAACGACUGAUCAGGUUGUGAGUGCGUUCAGUUGUUAUGGUCAGAGCUGUCCAGCUUCUCGGGCUGGUUUAUUCCCCCAGUGGGGGUGUGUGUGGACCCGUAUCCUGCCCAGGUGGGAUGUGUGUGUCCUAUGUAGAUUUGAGUUGUGUUUGUGUGUCUGUAGACUCAUUGACUCAUUCACUCCCGAGUGGCGCAGCUGUCUAAGGCACUGCAUCUCAGUGCAAGAGGCAUCACUAUGUUCCCUGGUUUGAAUCCAGGCUUGUAUCACAUCCGGCCAUGAUUGAGAGACCCAUAGGGCGGCACGCAGUUGGCCCAGCAUUGUCCGGGUUUGGCCGGGGUAGGCCAUCAUUGUAAAUAAGAAUUUGUCCUUAACUGACUUGCCUAGUUAAUUGAAGGUUAAAUUUUAAAAAAUAUAUAUAAUUGACGGUCAAUCGUCACUGGACACUGUAUCCAUGGGACUGUACUGGACUGUAUGGACCUACUUUAAGACUCUCUGAUCACCAUAAGAAGGGACAACUGGGUCAUGUGAAGAACCACUCUGACUUCCAGAAGACAUUUCUCUGGUAACAACAUGGCCUCCCAAGACCAGGCAGCACGGGGGACCAGUGGGAGGAAGCAGAGGGCAUUGUUACUCUGUGAAAACAUGGACCGCUUCUUUCCCCUUUAUCUCGGGCCAACGAAGAGACGUCCAUCUUACCGCCUGGCGGAAAAUACUUUGAAACGGGUCUGGUCCCCUCCAAAGUCCUGUCCUUUAAAAGACUUUGAAACGGGUCUGGUCCCCUCCAAAGUCGUGUCCUUUAAAAGACUUUGAAACGGGUCUGGUCCCCUCCAAAGUCCGGUCCUUUAAAAGACUUUGAAACGGGUCUGGUCCCCUCCAAAGUCCGGUCCUUUAAAAGACUUUGAAACGGGUCUGGUCCCCCCCAAAGUCCUGUCUUUUAAAAGACUUUGAAACGGGUCUGGUCCCCUCCAAAGUCCUGUCCUUUAAAAGAGAACCGUAAGUUAUUUAUUUUUCAAGCGUUACCCUUCUGUUAGUGCCGCUCCAUUUCGAGCUCUGUUUGGGUGUGUGUGUGUGUGUGUGUGUGUGUGUGUGUGUGUGUGUGUGUGUGUGUGUGUGUGUGUGUGUGUGUGUGUGUGUGUGUAAAUGAUUUUGAUUUCUGUGUGUACCCCAGAUUUAUGCAGAUCGUGAUAUGUGAAUUAUGUUGGAUCCAGUCUUUCUGAUUUGAGAGAGAGGGCGUAGAUGCUUUUGUGUCAUUGUGGGGUAGAGAUGUACAGUACCAACCGGACCUGCCUAUGGUUUGGGUCCUCCCUAACACAUUUUAAAGACUCACGUGACUUUUGUCCACUCAGCCUGAUUCAGUAGCUCCUCUGCAUUAGAACUUGUUGGAGUGUGCGCUGGUUUGGGUGUGUGUUUGUGUCUCCCAUUGUUGACUAGCUGUUGUAAUCCAAGCCUUACCUACGCUUCAUUUCGCCGUUUGAUGAUAAUUGACACCGGUCGCUAAUCGAAUUUUAAAUGUAGUACUGUGCGUUGACAUAACAAUGUUGUCUUCAUGGGAGAAUCCUCAAAUCUCAAACGUUUGUUCAAAAAUGUUUCUUAUAUCAACGCCUUUAGAAUAUUAUUUUGUUGUCGUUGCAUGAGUGCUUCUACGUCUAUGUGGGGAAAAUCAGAUGAUUUGCUGGCCUCACGGAUAAACUGCCUGAGCAAAGAAAAGCUCUUUCAGACACAAAACUCUCACACCAUUCCGACUGUAUGCAGUGGAAAUGUUUCACUUGGUUUUAUUUCUCGUGCAUUUUGAACUUACAUUUGACUUUCGUGGCUUUUUCAAACGACAAAGUGAUCCUGUUCAUGUGUUAUACAGUACUGUAGCUAUAAGAGGAGGGGGGGGGAACAGUGACAGAAGUGCUGACGAAGCAAAUCAAGGUUUUGACUACGUGCACAUUGCUCAACUCAGGUGUGUCUUUCCUCGGGAGAUACUCAGUGAUUUGAUAGUUUGCCAUUUUUGGCAUUGAUAUCCCGCUCUCAUUUUCUUGUGUAAGAGCUGGACACUCUGUCCUUGUUUCGAUGGCAGACAGACACUGUGACCUUUCGCAAUGCAAAAUGGCCGCUUUCAGUGGGAAAAUCUGCUUGUGGGCAGAGUUGUUGCUAUUGAGAGGGGAUUAUCAAGGUUAACUCAUGAAUUGAGCAAGAAGGGUUGACCUGUAAGAAAAAUAUAUAUAAAUAACUAGGACAAGGUUUAUUCCUGGUCAGGAAAAAACAACACCUGGUGAAAUAUGGUUAAUCGGUGAAGGAAGUUUCUAUAACAGAGCAGCUAUCGGUAAGAUAAGGACAUCUUGGUGUCCGAUGUUUUCAGAUCACAAUACAAUUACAGACGAAUACAGGUUAAGGCUGGCUUUCUAAGGCGUUGAAAUGUAACGCGUAUUUGUUUGGAUCAUUAAACAUACCCGCAUCCAUUGCAAGGAAUAUUUAGAUGCUAUUUGUUUUGGUUUGGUUGCAUAGGCUUUGACAUAACAUACAAUUCACCAAAUCUCUGAAAAUGUUUCUUCAUUCAGUAAUCAUGAAGAGUAGCUACAUCACUGUUUUAGAAACAAGGGUAGACAGUUUGAACAGGUGCGUGUUAGAAAUGACAAGAGGAGCUUUUCGACUAAAGGUUCGCCUAUCUCAGGCUUAAGUGCAGUAAUCACACAGGACCAGCAUGCUUAACCUGAACCAACCAGUUUAACCACUGCUCUCAUUAAAAAAACACAACACUUUAUUUGACUGCCCUUUGAAUGUGUCUGGUGGAUAUUUACAUAUUUGGUUUCGUUUCUAGAACAGGAAGAAUAUUCCCUGGGUGUGUUUCACUACAAUCUGAAUGGCUAUAAUGUGGCUAUUGGCUCUUAGUGUGACAUUUUUAAAUGAUUGAAAUAUGACUUUCUCCAUAUUGAGUGUUGGUAUUUGUUGUGUGCUAAAAGACUGAUGACCGAUAUUAAAGUCAUUUUAAUUGUUUUUUUUCCUUGUGACAGUUGUACCACUUUGGGGGAAAGGAGAGACACCAUAUGGCUUCCUUCUCCAUGUCUCUUUUUCUUUCUGGUCUUGACACUCUAGCUAAGAGUAGAGUCAAAUAUGGAUCUCUAUGCAGUAUAGGGCUCUGGUUAAAAGUGUUAUGAUAGAAAUGUUGCUCUUGCCUAACAGACCAGUGAUUACACAUGGAAGGAGACCAGGACAGGGGUUGACUGGAAGGCAUUGGGACUCCCAAACCAAGCACCUACAUGCAACAUACCAAGUGUAAAUCUGAAAAUAAUGUAUAGGUCUGAGCAAUAUAGUGUAAAUUCUACCAGAAGGUACCUCUCUAGUUCUUUCAGAUCUAUGUGAAGUGCCUAGGGGUAGGGUCUAGGGGUCAAUUUGGGAUGGGAAAGAGUUUGACCUGAGUCCUUCCAGGUCAGCUCCAAGGGACUGAACUCUGACCUCUAUGGAAUGCUGGGAAAACGAGACCGAAUGUAAGUUCAAAAUGAACUGGCUCUUGUGUACUGUAAAUACUGAGAAUAUCAUUAAUGUGAUUUCUUUAUUUUAUUCAGGAUAUAGUUUUACCCCACUUCUUAUGCUUUAGACUUUAAAAUUGUAUUGCAUUUUCUUAUUUUUUUGACCAUGUUUUGUAAUAUUGUUUGCACUAAAUAAUAACAAAAUAAACUUGAAUCUAAAAGA
Molecule: messenger RNA, 8908 nt
Organism: Oncorhynchus masou masou (cherry salmon)
Lineage: Eukaryota; Metazoa; Chordata; Actinopteri; Salmoniformes; Salmonidae
Product: phosphatidylinositol 4-phosphate 3-kinase C2 domain-containing subunit beta-like
Exons: 32
Coding region: 357-5192 (1611 amino acids)
Biological process (GO): phosphatidylinositol-3-phosphate biosynthetic process; cell migration; phosphatidylinositol-mediated signaling
Cellular component (GO): phosphatidylinositol 3-kinase complex; cytoplasm; plasma membrane
Molecular function (GO): phosphatidylinositol binding; 1-phosphatidylinositol-3-kinase activity; 1-phosphatidylinositol-4-phosphate 3-kinase activity
Source: RefSeq, a predicted model, not a curated record